Trematomus bernacchii (emerald rockcod) is the source of this 3834-nucleotide messenger RNA. It is a transcript of the gene slc6a2, whose product is annotated as solute carrier family 6 member 2. Gene Ontology annotation, biological process: sodium ion transmembrane transport; dopamine uptake involved in synaptic transmission. Gene Ontology annotation, molecular function: dopamine:sodium symporter activity; norepinephrine:sodium symporter activity. Lineage: Eukaryota; Metazoa; Chordata; Actinopteri; Perciformes; Nototheniidae. The record is from RefSeq and is a predicted model, not a curated record. The transcript is spliced from 15 exons. Gene Ontology annotation, cellular component: neuron projection; neuronal cell body membrane; presynaptic membrane. The coding region runs from base 277 to 2148 and encodes 623 amino acids.
CUUCAGAAUGGGCAGUCUUCCUUCAGAUGCAUCUGGACAACAGCAGCAUCGGGUCAUGGAGAAGUGCCCCUAGAUUCACCAAGUACGGAGGACAUCCUUUCAACUGCAGACCUUUCGUUAGCAACGCAAAUGUAUGCGGGGGUAUCAACUCAAGUUUGGGUGGCGAAUUAUCGCUUAUCCAGCUGCUGUCAGCGGGAUUUCGGACCUUAAGCGCAUCGACUCAGACCCUGAGCUCUGCAAGUACCCGCAGGGUGCUGCGAGAGCACCAGGGAGAAGAUGAAUAUCCAGGUUGUGCCAGAACACAAGCUCUCAUCGGUGGCCCCGCUGAAGCAGUGCGAUGUGGAGAAAAGGGAGGUAGAACUGAUACUGGUGAAGGACCAGAAUGGCGUCCAGUACACCAGUUCCUCCAUCAUCCCCUCCCCUGGCCACCUCGCAGGUCCCCCAGGAUCCACCGAGGAGGAACGAGAAACUUGGGGCAAGAAAAUGGACUUUCUCCUCUCGGUUAUUGGCUUCGCGGUGGACCUGGCCAAUGUUUGGAGAUUUCCCUAUUUGUGCUACAAGAAUGGAGGAGGUGCCUUUUUGAUCCCGUACAUUCUUUUCCUGGUCAUUGCGGGGAUGCCAUUGUUCUACAUGGAGCUUGCCUUGGGCCAGUACAACAGGGAAGGGGCAGCUACAGUUUGGAAAAUUUGCCCUGCCUUUAAAGGUGUGGGCUACACUGUGAUCAUCAUAGCCCUGUAUGUUGGCUUCUACUACAAUGUCAUCAUCGCCUGGUCCCUCUACUACCUGUACUCCUCCAUGACCAGGGAUCUGCCGUGGCUCUUAUGUGGAAACAUCUGGAACAGCCUGAACUGCACCGACCCCAAAGCCGUCAACGGGUCCCUCCUUGGCAACGGGUCCUACGCCAAGUACAAGAUGACCCCGGCAGCAGAGUUUUAUGAACGGGGUGUGCUGCAUCUCCAUGAGAGUAGGGGUAUCCAGGACCUUGGCCUGCCCCGCUGGGAGCUGACUGUGUGUCUGGUGGUGGUGCUCUUCAUCCUCUACUUCAGCCUGUGGAAAGGUGUCAAAUCCUCAGGGAAGGUGGUGUACAUCACAGCUACCAUGCCCUACAUUGUCCUUGUUGUCUUGCUGAUCCGAGGCAUAACUCUACCUGGAGCCAAGGAUGGCAUCAAGGCCUACCUCAGCAUAGACUUGAAGCGGCUCAACAAUCUGGAGGUGUGGAUUGAUGCUGCCACCCAGAUAUUCUACUCACUGGGAGCAGGCUUUGGGGUGCUCAUUGCUUUUGCCAGUUAUAACAAAUUUGACAACAACUGCUACAGGGACGCUCUCCUGACCAGCACUGUGAACUGCGUCACUAGUUUCUUAUCAGGGUUUGCCAUCUUCUCUGUGCUCGGAUACAUGGCUUAUAAACAUGGAGUGAACAUAGAAGAUGUGGCAACAGAGGGGGCAGGACUGGUGUUUAUCAUCUACCCCGAGGCGAUCUCUACUCUGCCUGGCUCGACGUUUUGGGCUAUUGUGUUCUUCAUAAUGCUGCUGACUCUGGGCAUUGACAGCUCGAUGGGCGGCAUGGAGGCGGUGAUCACAGGCCUGUCGGACGACUUUAAGUUCCUCAAGAGGAACAGAAAGGUCUUCACCUUCGCCACGGCCUUUGGAACGUUCCUGGUUGCUCUCCUCUGCAUCACCAAUGGUGGGAUCUACGUGCUGACCCUGUUAGAUAAGUAUGCAGCGGGGACCUCUAUACUGUUUGCUGUUCUGAUCGAGGCCAUUGGAGUGUCAUGGUUUUACGGUGUGGACCGCUUCAGUGAAGAUAUUGAGCGGAUGAUGGGCUUCAAGCCAGGUCUUUACUGGAGGCUGUGCUGGAAGUUUGUCAGCCCAGCUUUUCUGCUGUUUGUUGUAAUAGCCAGUGCAGUGACCUCGUCAGGCCUGAAGUAUGACGACUACGUCUUCCCUUACUGGUCUAACGUAGUUGGCUGGGGUGUGGCCAUGUCCUCCAUGAUGUUUGUCCCCUGUUAUGCCAUUUAUAAAUUCCUCAGCGUAUCUGGAACAUUCAAACAGAGAAUAGCUUAUUGCAUCACUCCAGAGCAUGAACACCAUUUGGUCGCUGAGGGAAAUAUACGGCAGUUCACACUCAAGCAUUGGUUGGCCAUCUGAUGACAAAUACCCAGAAUUCCCUCAUCCAUCCUCACAUUUGGUGUUUGGAGUUCCUGUGUGCCACCAGUGGUCGGACAGACAAGAAAAGCACCAGGCUCCAUCCUCUCUCAGCAGCCUGCCUCUUCUCCCUACACCACCCAAGGAAUUAGUUGUAAACAGUAGCUUCACGCCCUUUGUUUUCAGAGUUAGGCUUUUUACCAUUCAACCCCUUCAGAUUAUAAGGGAAGGGCUCCCCAGGGGGACAAAGUACUGUUAUAGGCCCAUCGUUUUAAUAUUCUUGUAAUGAAUCAUAACUGGACAUAUAUGUGAUGUGAGUAUCAUCUCCUGGAAGGGAGAUAAAGUAAAAUUAAAACCAAAACCAUCACAAUAUCCUGCUAAUUAUAAUACAGGUAACCCAAAUGUUUUUUUUUUUCAUCAGUUAUGAUUACUUUUAGUUUGAAGAGAGUCUCUGUUCUUGCCGUUCUCCUGGCAGAGUGGCUUAUCUGUGUCAGUGCCUUAUCAAGCGAGACACUCCAUGUUUCUUACAGUCCACACAGGAAAAAAGUAAAGUUGUGUAGUUUUUGAAUGGCUCUAUUGAUUUGACCCAGUCCUUUGAUAUCUACUGAAGAGCUAAGAGUCAACAGUGCAUGAAGUUGAAGCUCCUUAGCGUAGAUGUUCAUGUCAGUCAGGCCUGAUAUAAUGCUUUUGAGUCACAUUCUGUUACAGAAAAGGGAAUAACGCAUGCAUCACUCCUUAGCUUUAAACGACCAUGAGGCAGGCUUAACACACCUCGUAUGCUUUGAAAGGCUAAACACACAUAACCAGGCCUUAAUCUCAAAGAAGUGACUAAGGCUGAACUGGGUAGCCUGGCUGCUAACUGAAGGGGAAGAAAAUCAGCAAAACAAAUGGCGUAACUGUUACAAAUUGUCAUUUUUUAAAAUUGUUGUGUGACUUUUACUUUUUUAAAUGUUUCAAAUGUUCAGCACUUCUGAAGAGUAUUUGUGGCUUUUGCUCCGAAGAAACACAGUGAGAAAGAGUGAGAGAAAGAUACUGUGUGUGUGUGUGUUUGUUGGGAUUUUGUUGCCGACCAUACAGUAUGCUUUUAGUGAACAGUACACAAAGGAAUAACAAUUCCUCUUUGAAUGCACUGUAUAUCAAGUGCAUGAUAACAUCUCUUAUAUAUUCAUUUGAAACGUAUUUUCUGAUAUUACACUUUUUCACCACCAAAAAAGUGCCAUAAUGUUCCUUUCAGAAUGUUUUUUUAUUUAUUGGAAUGAAGUUGAAUUUGAGCCAUGAAUCAUAAGAGACCCUUACUGAAAGGAAUAAAGCCACAAAGAAAAAAAAUCAAAUAUAUGUGGAAUAUAUAAGAAGAUAUAAAAAAUAUAUUCUUUUGUUAUGUAUAAUCUUAUAUUUAUCAAAUUGUUUAUAACAAAACGUGAAUGUAAAGUAUUUUAAGCGUAUCUGUCCACAGUCAUAACAUGGUGUUUGAUGUAUAGCUAAAGAUGAACUAUUUAGAUGAAAUAUUCUUCAGCGUAACCCCGGGCUACUUUGUCACUGAAUGUGGUUAAAUACACCCUGGCUUUCCUGGACUAUGUUUACAGAAAUACUGUGUACAAUACCAAUGUCCUGUUGAACGUGAGUGACAACUAUCUAUAAAGAAGUCUGAAGUAUUCACACUAUGAUAAUAAAGAAUUCCUUGUACACACA